AUGCUGGAGGAAAGAAAGAAAGGAGGUGCAUCUGAAGUCUGGAGAGCACAGAGUGUAGAUGCUCUUCAUCCCCUUCCAGGGCAGAGGAAUAUCAAGAAAGCAAGGAGUCAUUCAUAUAUUGCAUCUGGGGCAAAAGUUAGUUCCAAAUACCAACAUGUUGAGAGUAAAGUCAAGAAAUACAUUGAGGAAAUGAAAAGGACGGAGCCAACAAAGCAAAAGCAAGAUGAGUAUGGCCAGAGAGGUUCAGCAAUGGCAAAUGCACCUCCAAAGGCUGCUAGAACAGAGUUUCUGUGCCACAUCCACUCCAAAGAAGACUUGGGAAGGGGACAGUGGCCUGAUGUGUUCAGAUGGGGAAUCUAUCCAUCGGGCAACAUGCACAAUAGAGUACUGGAGGAGCUCCGAGCAUCAUGUGAACUUGGUUCUGCCAUUCGCCGUCAUUCUGUGGAUCUCCUGGAGUCUCUUCGGUGUUAGCCAGAUCCCACAACAUUAUUUUGUGUCCCACGGGCUUGCACAUCAGUGACCUAGAAGGAGUAUUAUAUCCUAAGUUAUUUAUAAUGCAUUCCAAUUUUCCUAUUUUUGAGGACAUCCUCAUUGCCCUAUGC
Darwinula stevensoni is the source of this 602-nucleotide messenger RNA. The record is from the annotation of a GenBank genome assembly. NCBI's taxonomy places the organism in Eukaryota, Metazoa, Arthropoda, Ostracoda, Podocopida, Darwinulidae.